UAAUUUAGGAUGAAAAUUAGUAAUAUUUUAAUCCUCUUGAUAUUCAAUGGAAUAUUAUGGAGUUUAAUUACUUCAAUGGAAAAUAAUGAAAAUCAAAAAGAUUUAAUUGAGGAAACUUGGUCUAAACCAAAAGAUAAAAACAAAAAAUCGAAUGAUGAGGCUGAAUCGUCGGGUAAAACGGAAGGUCAAAAUGAAGAGCCAAAACCCAAAAUUAACAAAAAUAAAAUAAAAGGCCUAUUUGGGCGUGAAAUAGGAAGUAAAAGUAAUAAAUUUAAAGAAUACUAUGAAGAGAAAGAAAGGGAAAUUGAAAGGGAAAUUGAAAGGAAGAAACAGGAAGAUGAAAGGUUGGAAUUUAUUCGAAGAUUAAGUGAAAUUUGUGCUGUAAUUGACAUUUAAAGAGACAAAAUAUAGUUGGACCUCAUUAGUGCUGAGUAUGGCUCAGGGAGCUAGGAUUUUGAAAGCCGGAGGGCGGAGCCAAGAUGGAAAAGUUCUAAGUCGGAGCCAACAAAUGCCCAAUACCCAGCAUUGGACCU
Molecule: messenger RNA, 533 nt
Organism: Meloidogyne enterolobii
Lineage: Eukaryota; Metazoa; Nematoda; Chromadorea; Rhabditida; Meloidogynidae
Source: the annotation of a GenBank genome assembly